GUACGCGUGAAGUUGAACGGUGUGAAAUCAUAAAGAGAAAACCGAUUUAUUCAGACCAAGUCAGACACGUAUAGAGAGCUCGUUGCACCAAAUUCUAGCCAAUUAGCAGUGCACGAAAAACUUAACACACCGGCUAUUUCUUCCACAACCAUUUCCAGAUCUCAACAACACUCAUGGAGCGUCGUAAAGAGAAAAAUGGUACUUGGCUAUCAGUGCCACAAUUUGGAGACUGGGAUCAGAAGGGCCAAGUGCCAGACUACUCUCUUGAUUUCUCAAAGAUAAGGGAAACUAGGAAGCAGAACAAGACAAGCAUUUCGAGGGCAAGUCUUGGUAAUGAAGAAGAGUUCGUUGAUUCAACCUCGAGCAGCGUAAACACUGGUCACAGUGAGCACUCCCAACCUCACUACCAUCAAACGGUUCCUCCAAAUGCAAGGAAGAGCUUCUUCAGCUACUUCAAUUGUUGUGUGAAAGCCUAAUAUUUAUUUUGAGGUAAAUUGUUUUCAGACAAUUCUGGAUAGGAACAGUUAUGCUUUGUUCAUUUGGUGAUCUUCAUUUCAAAUAUUUCUUUCAGUUCUUAA
This is a messenger RNA of Vigna radiata var. radiata (mung bean), 578 nucleotides long. RefSeq lists its product as uncharacterized. The transcript has 3 exons. Lineage: Eukaryota; Viridiplantae; Streptophyta; Magnoliopsida; Fabales; Fabaceae. The record is from RefSeq and is a predicted model, not a curated record. The coding region runs from base 174 to 476 and encodes 100 amino acids.